AUGGGGCAAGUGUUCAGAGUGGAUGUGAGGGAGGCAGCUGUCAGGAACCAAGACCUCUAUGUGGCGGAGCUGAAUGGGCAACUUUGCCUUCCCGAUGCUCCAAACGCCAACCAAAAGGGCACCCAGUCCCGCACACUCCGCACUGAGAAUCGCCAUGCCGGGACAGCCACGCCGGCCAAAAGAGUCGCGCUGGCGACCCGUGGGGCUCCUCCGGCACUGCCAGCUCUGACCCAGCACCAUCUAGACAUGCGGCCCCUUGACACAGGGCUACAGCUGCUGCGGGACGCCUCCCCCUGCCCUCCUGUCACCACUGCCCCAGCCGCCUCACAGUCACCUGUACAGGAAAGGGUCAACCACGGCUCCUUCUUCCUCAUCAUCCUCAUCCACGCGGGUGCCCGUGGCAAACACACAGGCGUCUGGUCUUCCCUGGACACCACGAGCCAUACUGUCCAAUCCUUCUUCACUCCCGCCAACACCGACCGUCCACCCAACUAUGAGAUGCUGAGGGAAGAGCACGAGGUGGCUGCGCUGGGGGCGCCCCACAACCCAGCUCCCCUGACAUCCACCGUGAUCCACAUCCACAGCGAGACCUCUGUGCCCAACCACGUCAUCUGGUCCCUGCUCAGCACCCUCUUCAUGAACUCCUGCUGCCUGGGCUUCAUAGCGUUUGCCUACUCUGUGAAGUCUCAGGACAGGAAGAUAGUUGGUGACCUGACCAGGGCCCAGACCGAUGCCUCCACCGCCAAAUGCCUGAACAUCUGGGCCCUGAUCAUGGGCAUCAUCAUGACCAUUCUGCUGAUCAUCAUCCCAAUACUGAUUCUGCAAGCCUAUCAAGAGAUCGAGAGGAAUCAUCCAGGCCAGGGGCUCUGCCCGUGA
Cebus imitator (Panamanian white-faced capuchin) is the source of this 876-nucleotide messenger RNA. RefSeq lists its product as uncharacterized. Lineage: Eukaryota; Metazoa; Chordata; Mammalia; Primates; Cebidae. Gene Ontology annotation, cellular component: plasma membrane. The transcript has 6 exons. The record is from RefSeq and is a predicted model, not a curated record. Gene Ontology annotation, biological process: defense response to virus; type I interferon-mediated signaling pathway; response to interferon-beta. Bases 1 to 876 code for a protein of 291 amino acids.